GAUGACCAGAGACUGCAGACACAGUACAGGGAUGACCAGAGACUGCAGACACAGUACAGGGAUGACCAGAGACUGCGGACACAGUACAGGGAUGACCAAAGACUGCAGACACAGUACAGGAGAUGACCAGAGACUGCGGACAUAGUACAGGAGAUGACCAGAGACUGCAGACACGGUACAGGGAUGACCAGAGACUGCAGACACAGUACAGGGAUGACCAGAGACUGCAGACAGUACAGGAGAUGACCAGAGACUGCAGACACAGUACAGGAGAUGACCAGAGACUGCGGACAGUACAGGGGAUGACCAGAGACUGCGGACAG
Staurois parvus is the source of this 323-nucleotide messenger RNA. Lineage: Eukaryota; Metazoa; Chordata; Amphibia; Anura; Ranidae. The record is from the annotation of a GenBank genome assembly.